Molecule: messenger RNA, 1186 nt
Organism: Salvia hispanica
Lineage: Eukaryota; Viridiplantae; Streptophyta; Magnoliopsida; Lamiales; Lamiaceae
Gene: VAMP714
Product: vesicle-associated membrane protein 714
Biological process (GO): vesicle-mediated transport
Cellular component (GO): membrane
Source: RefSeq, a predicted model, not a curated record
AAUAACAAAAUUUCUCCGUCACAGCCCUCUGUAACUGUAUCAAAACCCUCCGCACCUUCUUCCUCUUUUGACUCGAUCGAAAUCCUCAUUGCUUCUGCGUCGGAGCGCAGCAAUCAGUAGAGUAACGCGUAACUAAGAGUUCCGUCGGAAUUUGGCGAUGGCGAUUCUGUAUGGCGUGGUAGCUCGUGGGACGACGGUGCUGGCGGAGUUCAGCGCUGUGACGGGGAACACUGGCGCUGUGGUACGGCGGAUACUCGAGAAGCUCAGCGAGACCGAUUCGGCCGAGUCGCGGCUGUGCUUCUCUCAGGAUCGUUACAUCUUCCACAUCCUCCGCUCUGAUGGCAUCACGUUUCUCUGUAUGGCCAACGACACCUUCGGGAGAAGGAUACCGUUCUCAUAUUUGGAGGAUAUUCACAUGAGGUUUAUGAAGAAUUAUGGGAGAGUGGCUCCUUAUGCGCCUGCAUAUGCUAUGAAUGAUGAAUUCUCAAGAGUGUUGCACCAGCAAAUGGAGUUUUUCUCCAGUAAUCCGAGUGCGGAUACGCUCAACCGUGUUAGAGCAGAAGUUAGUGAGGUACGUACAAUCACAGUGGACAACAUUGAGAAGAUUCUAGAGAGAGGUGACAAGAUUGAACUUCUUGUUGACAAAACAGCAACAAUGCAAGAUAGUGCAUUCCACUUCAGGAAACAAUCAAAGCGCCUUCGUAGAGCUCUAUGGAUGAAGAAUGCCAAGCUAUUGGCCUUGCUGACGUGUUUGAUUGUUCUGCUUCUAUACUUCAUAAUUGCGGUUGCAUGUGGAGGCAUCACUUUACCUUCUUGCCGAUCAAAAUGAACAGUUGUGUUCUACAUUGGGUGCUCCUGUUUGAUAUCCAAACCAUGGCAGCAAAAACUCCAUGUGCCUUAUGAUUGCUUCUGUCGGAAUGCAAAUGGAAACUGCCGUUUCCAGAUAAUUUUAAUUGAUUUCUGCUGCUGUGGCUGUAAAGUGGUGUGAUGCACAAGCAUGGUAAUAUCAGUGAUGCAGUUUACUUCCUCUUUCACGUGUCUACAUAAAAUGGUGGCCUUUUUCUUUCCGUUUCAGCUGCGUGUAUUUAUAAAAUAACAGAGAACAUAAUGAAGUGUAAAAGGUCUACAUGUUUGUGAAUAUGGUGGAACUGAACUUGUUGAAAUAUAUCUUAGCGGAGUUUCAUAA